AAUUUGGGAUUUUUGGUAUCCAAUGUACAAUAACACAUAGAAAUAUAGCUUAAAUGAUAUUAAAUCAUGAUGUCUUCUUGGACACAAUAUUUCAAACGUUUAAAAUUGCAAUUCAAAUAUUUUUGCAACGAUUUUAUAAAAUAAAGUUGAAUAAACUGUAGUUUAAGUCUGAAUUACAAAUAAUUAUCACAAUGUUUGAACUUGAAUUAUUGCGAAAAAAGUUAGAUCCUCUUGUAAAAGUAGAUAAAAUUUGUUUGUCAUAUGUAAAUCGUAUUUUUCCCGAGUUCAAAGAUAUGCCGUAUUUUAUUCUGUAUAAAGAAGCUUCUGAAUCUAUUAAUAAUCAUUCAGAAUGUACCGAUAUUGAUGAAACACAAUUUGACCUUACUGGAUCGCCUUUGAAGUAUUCAUUUGGAGGAGAAGACGAUUUUGAGGAUAGCACAAUUUUGAUAAAGCAAAAUUGGUAUAAAGAGGAAGAAAAAUACCUACCACUAAGUAGAACAGAAGCAUGUAUUGCAUUGAAUAUAUGCAUUGAAUUUAUAAAUGAUUCUUUUCCACCAAUAUUUGCACUUUGCGAUGGUAAGGAUCAUAAGAAAAGCAGGUUGUUAGGUGCAACAAUCGAAGGAGAAUGGUUUACCACCAUAGAAGCUUGUUUUGAUGGUAUUGAAACUUUUGAAACUGUUAAAAACUCUUCUUCUAAAAUGUUUCAGAAUCAUUUGGAGCUAUCAGAUGCAUCUAAACAAGAUAUUGCUGUCUCUGCAUUCAGUACUUUUGAUUUAUUUGGAACAAAAGAGGAAAUGAUUGACAAACAUAAUAAUAUAAAAAGUAAUUUCGAAGGGAGUCUAAGUGUAGAAAUACAUACUUGCAGUUUAUCAUGUACACCUACAAGAACAUCCAAAAAUAAUUUGAUUGUUCAAGUUACUACAAAUUCAAAUAAUACUCCUUUAAAAGAAUUAUGGAAACAAUUAUUAUUGUUAAAUCAAUAUUUGUGUAUGAUAGAAGGUCAUACAAAGGAUAUAGAUUCUCAUUAUAAUUCAAUUCCCUUGGAAUUUCCACAUAAUUUUAUAAAUCCAUAUGAAGAGGAGCAUGAUAAUAUAUUGAGCAAUUUAAAUCUUUUGUUAAAUGGAGAUUACAGUUUUAGACAUUCUAGUGAUAUUGAGAAAUACAAAAUUAAUUUUUCAAAUGAAGAAAAUUUAGAAAAUGAUACAAAAAUUCAUCAAUAUAUUCAGAGUCUUCCAUUUAGACACAAUUUGGAUUUUACAGACUUUUUAUGGGAACUAUUAAUAAAGAAUUCAAGUUACUUUGAAAUGAUAAAAUGCAUUCAUAUAGUGCUUGAUAAAAUUCUAGUGAAUGAUUGUUUGCCACAGGUUAAUUAUACAAAUUCAACAAGGUUUGCGAAGAUUAUUACCAAUCCACAUCAGGAGAAAGUAAUUUCACAUUUAUUAUCAGGUAGUUUACCAUUAGAAUAUGUUAUAGACAUGGGCUUUGAAAAGCUGUGCAGAGAUUAUAUAAGCAUUUUAGCAAAUGCAAGAUUUGGUGAAUUGCAUGAUAUUCAACAAAAAUUAAAAAAGAUAUCUUGUAAUGAGUUUACAAUUGAUACCUAUAGAAAAAGAUUAUUAUAUUUGGUACAAAUUCAUAUAUGCUUGGAAUUUAUAUUACUAAUACAAGAUAAUUUAGAAUGUUCAAAUGAUGAUUUAAGAAUUUUAUUUGGUUGUGUAUUCAAACAGUAUGUCAGUGAAAAAUCGCCAAUACAAAGUUGUGAUUUACAUCAAAACAAAAUUUAUACUUUAAAAACUCCCCUUCCCAUCUCAGCAGUGCAUCAUUUACAUGAAAUUCCGAGUGUAAGAAGAAUUUCACUUUCAUCUCAGUCUAAAUUGAGAAAACUAAAGACAAUUAAAUACUGUAGUCAGUUACCGAUUUUUCCAACAAGUAUAUAUCCAUUAGGUAAAAUUCUUAUAAAUAAUAUAAUAUUUAAGAUAAUACUUACAUGCAUGAAAUUGUUCCUAACAUUUUUUUUAGACGAUUCAAGUACAAUAGGUGAAGGAUAUUAUGUGCUCAAAACAAUGUUUUCAUCUAAUAAAAUUAAAUAAAAUAAUGAUUUCAACAUACUUUGACAAAAUAAAACAAGCAAGAUUCAGAACUUUAUUUGGUCAGGUAUUAAAAGUAAUCCGAUUAUAUUGCGAGGUAAUUAUAUGUUUAAUUUAUAAUUAAUAAAAUAAAAGUUAUAAAAGCAUUUUCCAAAUACAUUAAAUGUAUUCAGUGUAUAAAUAUAACUAGAUUUAUGAGUGUUUGUACUCUCAGUCAUUGAUAAUGUACACUCCAAU
This is a messenger RNA of Bombus huntii, 2321 nucleotides long. RefSeq names its product protein zwilch homolog. The transcript is spliced from 11 exons. Bases 192 to 2087 code for a protein of 631 amino acids. The record is from RefSeq and is a predicted model, not a curated record. Gene Ontology annotation, biological process: protein localization to kinetochore; mitotic spindle assembly checkpoint signaling. Lineage: Eukaryota; Metazoa; Arthropoda; Insecta; Hymenoptera; Apidae. Gene Ontology annotation, cellular component: RZZ complex.